AUGACACCUCUCAUCCAGGACCCGCCAACAACAAAACUGAUUAAAGCUAGGUACUUCUGGCCAGAAAUGGAGAAAAACAUACGAUCUUGGGUCAAAGAGCGAUGCCAACAGUCAAGAGCUGUCUCUGAUGCCAACAGUCCAAGAGCUGUCUACGAUGCCAACAGUCCAAGAGCUGUCUACGAUGCCAACAGUCCAAGAGCUGUCUCGAUGCCAACAGUCCAAGAGCUGUCAGUCCAAGAGCUGUCUACGAUGCCAACAGUCCAAGAGCUGUCUGAUGCCAACAGUCCGAUGCCGAUGCCAACAGUCCAAGCUGUCUCUGAGCUGUCACAGCCAACAGUCCAAGAGCUGUCUCUGAUGCCAACAGUCCAAGAGCUGUCUACGAUGCCAACAGUCCAAGAGCUGUCCGAUGCCAACAGUCCAAGAGCUGUCUACGAUGCCAACAGUCCAAGAGCUGUCUACGAUGCCAACAGUCCAAGAGCUGUCUCGAUGCCAACAGUCCAAGAGCUGUCUCACGAUGCCAACAGUCCAAGAGCUUCCAAGAGCUGUCUCGAUGCCAACAGUCCAAGAGCUGUCUCGAUGCCAACAGUCCAAGAGCUGUCUCGAUGCCAACAGUCCAAGAGCUGUCUACGAUGCCAACAGUCCAAGAGCUGUCUCGAUGCCAACAGUCCAAGAGCUGUCUCUGAUGCCAACAGUCCAAGAGCUGUCUCGAUGCCAACAGUCCAAGAGCUGUCUCUACGAUGCCAACAGUCCAAGAGCUGUCUCGAUGCCAACAGUCCAAGAGCUGUCUCUGAUGCCAACAGUCCAAGAGCUGUCUCGAUGCCAACAGUCCAAGAGCUGUCUCACGAUGCCAACAGUCCAAGAGCUGUCUCCCUACGAUGCCAACAGUCCAAGAGCUGUCUCGAUGCCAACAGUCCAAGAGCUGUCUACGAUGCCAACAGUCCAAGAGCUGUCUCUGAUGCCAACAGUCCAAGAGCUGUCUCGAUGCCAACAGUCCAAGAGCUGUCUCUGAUGCCAACAGUCCAAGAGCUGUCUCAGAUGCCAACAGUCCAAGAGCUGUCUACGAUGCCAACAGUCCAAGAGCUGUCUCUGAUGCCAACAGUCCAAGAGCUUCAAGAGCUGUCUGAUGCCAACAGUCCAAGAGCUGUCUCACGAUGCCAACAGUCCAAAGCUGCUGUCCACGAUGCCAACAGUCCAAGAGCUUCCAAGAGCUGCCAACAGUCCAGAGCUGUCUCUGAUGCCAACAGUCCAAGAGCUGUCUACGAUGCCAACAGUCCAAGAGCUGCUGAUGCCAACAGUCCAAGAGCUGUCUCUGAUGCCAACAGUCCAAGAGCUGUCUCGAUGCCAACAGUCCAAGAGCCUACGAUGCCAACAGUCCAAGAGCUGUCUCACGAUGCCAACAGUCCAAGAGCUGUCUCUGAUGCCAACAGUCCAAGAGCUGUCUCUGAUGCCAACAGUCCAAGAGCUGUCUACGAUGCCAACAGUCCAAGAGCUGUCUACGAUGCCAACAGUCCAAGAGCUGUCUACGAUGCCAACAGUCCAAGAGCUGUCUACGAUGCCAACAGUCCAAGAGCUGUCUACGAUGCCAACAGUCCAAGAGCUGUCAAUGCCAACAGUCCAAGAGCUGUCUCUGAUGCCAACAGUCCAAGAGCUGUCUCUGAUGCCAACAGUCCAAGAGCUGUCUCACGAUGCCAACAGUCCAAGAGCUGUCUCACGAUGCCAACAGUCCAAGAGCUGUCUACGAUGCCAACAGUCCAAGAGCUGUCUCACGAUGCCAACAGUCCAAGAGCUGUCUCUGAUGCCAACAGUCCAAGAGCUGUCUCUGAUGCCAACAGUCCAAGAGCUGUCUCGAUGCCAACAGUCCAAGAGCUGUCUCGAUGCCAACAGUCCAAGAAACGAUGCCAACAGUCCAAGAGCUGUCUCUGA
This is a messenger RNA of Acanthosepion pharaonis, 1923 nucleotides long. NCBI's taxonomy places the organism in Eukaryota, Metazoa, Mollusca, Cephalopoda, Sepiida, Sepiidae. The record is from the annotation of a GenBank genome assembly.